This is a messenger RNA of Lymnaea stagnalis (great pond snail), 387 nucleotides long. NCBI's taxonomy places the organism in Eukaryota, Metazoa, Mollusca, Gastropoda, Lymnaeidae. The record is from the annotation of a GenBank genome assembly.
UGGAGAGCUAUGAAAAAAUUUCCUGAAAGAUGUGUGCACAGAUCGGAUGAACUCUGUGAACUUUACCUUAAUUUCUUAAAGUAUGUGGCUGUAUGAAAUUAAUUUUUAUUUUGUUUUUAUUAAGUCCCGGAUUUUUUAAAAAAAAAAAAAAAGGAAAAGAUGAUAGGGUUUGCUUUUUAUUGUUUUUAAAUUUUUAAAAAAUUUUGUAGAUAAAUAAUAAAUGGCUACAAAAUUAUUGUAAUUAUAACUAUAGAAAUUUUUACCAGGACAGAAGAACUAGAUUGCUUUGCAUAUUGAAUGAAAUGUAAUUUAACUAUUUAAAAAUAAUAUUUCAGAAAUGAGUUCAGGAAUGCAGAUGAGGACACACGAGCUUAUCAAAGUAUACUG